CUCAGCUCGGCCAAUCAGGCGUGUCGGUGGGGGCAGGGCAAAGCAAAAGCACCAUUCCUGUGUCUCUGCUGCAUCUCCCCAGAGCUAACAGGGAGCUAGCAGAUCAGAGGGAGGAGACACGCUCAGACCAGCCUCUGUGUGUGUUCGUGGGGUUUUAUGUGUGUUUGUGUGUGAGUGUGUGUGCCCUUCGCAGACUAGCAGGCACGGCCACAGUGCUACACUCCUUUUUCACCAGGCUUCUUCUCGUUAACCUUGCCUAGCUCAGCUUCAGGCCUGCUUCUUCUUCCUCUGUUCAGGAUACAGAGGGGUCAGCGAGGGGGAGACAGAAACCCGUUUACUCUGAAAACACCUCGUAGUUUGUGUGACAGCUCCAGGCAGGAUGAUAGCCGCUCAGCUUCUGGCCUACUACUUCACCGAGUUGAAGGAUGAUCAACUCAAAAAGAUUGAUAAGUACCUGUACUCCAUGCGGUUCUCCGAUGACACGGUGAAGGACAUCAUGAACCGCUUCAGGAGGGAGAUGGAGAACGGGCUCGGCCGGGACACCAGCCCCACCGCCACCGUAAAGAUGCUGCCCACCUUCGUACGCUCCAUCCCUGACGGAUCAGAGAAGGGGGACUUCAUCGCUCUGGAUCUCGGAGGCUCUAACUUCCGGAUCCUGAGGGUCAAAGUGACUCAGGACAAGAAGCAGCCGGUGCAGAUGGAGAGCCAGGUCUACGAGACUCCUGAUGACAUCAUCCACGGCAACGGGACGCGG
Messenger RNA from Gymnodraco acuticeps, 754 nucleotides. Its product is annotated as hexokinase-1-like. Gene Ontology annotation, biological process: glycolytic process; glucose 6-phosphate metabolic process; intracellular glucose homeostasis. The record is from RefSeq and is a predicted model, not a curated record. Gene Ontology annotation, molecular function: glucokinase activity; ATP binding; fructokinase activity. Gene Ontology annotation, cellular component: cytosol; mitochondrion. NCBI's taxonomy places the organism in Eukaryota, Metazoa, Chordata, Actinopteri, Perciformes, Bathydraconidae.